CGAGAUUAAUCCGGUGGAAACGAAUGGACGUACAAAGCCCCCGCAAUUAGUACAAAUGUGUCUUUCUCCGUGGCACAGGAGUCCCUUCAGCGGCUCACCCUACUGACACUAGUAUCUUUACCCCAGAAACCUACAAUUUCUACCCACGUUGCCGGUGCCCAACCCACGCAUGCCGAUGCAUAUGCCAUUGUUUUAUAUGAUAUUGUACUAUAAAACACCCUACUCCCGCACGUCCCAACAGACGCAUAUCAGCAACUACUAACCCGGUCAUGGUCGUCUACCUUCUCCAUGUCUCACUCCGAGGAUCGCAUCAGCCGGCCCACUGCGCCAGAUGACCUUGUCCUCGAAGCCUGGGGCCAGGGCUUGAUGGUUGGCUCCCUGGUGGUGAUGGCCGCAGUGACGUUUGCAAAUAUGAAGAGGCAUAUACUACUGCACAAACUUAUUUUUGCGGAGCUCAUUCUCGCCAUGGCCCACGGCACCUUCAUCUUUCCCAAAGAGCCCGUCUACGGAUGGUACCUCUCCUGCAGCGCGAUCGGUUUGAACGUAUCCUGGACCCUACACAAUGUCAUUGCCUGGAUGAAAAAUAAGCCAUUCCUGAGUCGCAGAGUGUCACAAGCUUAUAUCAUCACCAUCCUGCUGGUCCAGCCAUACUGGGUGGUGGAGAUCUACGCCAAUUUCACCUAUUUCAAUAACAUCAACAAGAUCUUCCUGACAACGAGGCCAAUGGAACCUCUCUUCCGUGACCCCUGGUGGGUCUUCACCACCUGCUCACUCUUCUACACAAUCAAGCGCCUGUACAACUUUGGCAUUAUCGAAUUGGUAACUGUGAGCCCACGAUUCGGGGUCAUGCUAGCAUCAAUGUGUCUUUCCAUAGCGUUCAUCGUCAUCGAUACUUGUGUCGUUCUAAACGCAUUUCCGGCGCAUACGCUCCCAACGGGAGUGGAGCCAUUCUGGAAGCUAUCAUUUAUUUUCAAGUGUCUUUGUGACACCGUUAUCCUCGACGACUUCAAAACAGCCCUUGAUCGAAUGCGAAGCUACUGGCUACAAAAACGGGCCAGAGAUGGCGACGUCCUUCUUCCCGAGACGGAAUAUGACCCUUGCUGUGGCAGGCAUGGGGGGGAGGACAUCGAGGCACUCGGAAGUGGAGGGUUGGGCAGCGAACUAAGAAAGCCAGAAUCGGCGGUUCCGCGAGUUCAUACAAGGGAAAAUGUAGGCAUAGCCCUUUGAUUGUGCAUAUAUAAUCGUUGCAAAGGCUUGAUUAUGAUAAUGGUUGGCUCGAUGAUAUCCAUCAUUCUAUUUUUACAAAUAUACUUUGGUCAAGCGACCGUUGUCUUGGUCCGUAUGCGAUUUACAUCAACCGCUGCCUUUCUUUGACAGUAUCCCCCUGUUCGAAAUAGCAUCAUUCUAUGCAGGAGACUGUCUAGGGCGCAUGAUGUGCAAGAUAGGCUCUUUAUAUACUUUAAAAAAAGAAAUUGAUCGGCCUUGGCAUAGCCUCAUAUCAUAGUGCUACACAAAGACCGUGAGGUGCUCACAGAAUGAAAGCAUUACCUCAAAGAAAUGGGUAGUGAAGUCUAGAACCUUUGUUAUAAGGUUUCUUCGAGUUCUUCGACCCAGGGGACCGAGAUAUCCUGUUUCAUGUUCUUAGGAUAGGAGAAUUAUGCAUGUAGCGAUGUGUUGAUGUCUUCGGAUCGAUUGUGCCCUGAUCCUUUCUUUGUUUUGUGGAAGUUGAAAUAUCUAUUUAUAUGCAUUUUCCAAUAAGAAGAAUC
Messenger RNA from Aspergillus alliaceus, 1766 nucleotides. RefSeq lists its product as uncharacterized. The transcript has 4 exons. NCBI's taxonomy places the organism in Eukaryota, Fungi, Ascomycota, Eurotiomycetes, Eurotiales, Aspergillaceae. The record is from RefSeq and is a predicted model, not a curated record. The coding region runs from base 289 to 1227 and encodes 312 amino acids.